CGGCGGCGGCGGCGGCGGCAUGGCGGAGCCGAACGGGGCCGAGACGAGGCCCCCCAUCCGCGUCACCGUCAAGACCCCCAAGGACAAGGAGGAAAUCGUGAUCUGCGAGCGAGCCUCGGUCAAGGAGUUCAAAGAGGAGAUCUCCAGGAGGUUUAAGGCCCAGCAGGAUCAGCUGGUCCUGAUCUUCGCAGGCAAGAUCCUCAAGGAUGGAGACGCCCUGAACCAGCACGGGAUCAAGGAUGGGCUCACCGUCCAUCUGGUCAUCAAGACCCCGCAGAAGGCUCAAGAUCCAGUGGCCGCCACCGCUUCUCCCCCCUCCACUCCCGACCCUGCCUCGGCACCCUCCACCACCCCCGCCUCACCGGCCACCCCUGUGCAGCCCUGCAGCUCUGGCAGCAGCGCUUCAGAUGCAGGCAGCGGAAGCCGGAGGAGCAGUGGUGGGGGACCCUCCUCGGGGGCUGGGGAGGGCCCGCCCAGUGCUGCUGCGUCAAUUCUCUCUGGAUUUGGGGGCAUCCUGGGCCUGGGCAGCUUGGGCCUAGGCUCUGCCAACUUCAUGGAGCUGCAGCAGCAGAUGCAAAGGCAGCUGAUGUCCAACCCUGAGAUGCUGUCGCAGAUCAUGGAGAACCCCCUGGUGCAGGGCAUGAUGUCAAACCCUGACCUGAUGCGCCACAUGAUCAUGGCCAACCCGCAGAUGCAACAGCUGAUGGAGCGGAACCCCGAGAUCAGCCACAUGCUCAACAACCCCGAGCUCAUGCGGCAGACAAUGGAGCUCGCUAGGAAUCCAGCCAUGAUGCAGGAAAUGAUGCGGAACCAGGACCGGGCCCUGAGCAACCUGGAGAGCAUCCCCGGGGGGUACAAUGCCCUCCGCCGCAUGUACACCGACAUCCAGGAGCCCAUGUUCAGCGCUGCCCGGGAGCAGUUUGGCAACAAUCCCUUCUCUUCCCUGGCCGGGAACUCCGACAGCUCAUCCUCCCAGCCUCUUCGGACUGAGAAUCGAGAGCCCCUCCCUAACCCCUGGAGCCCCUCGCCCCCCUCCUCCCAGGCCCCCGGGUCCGGUGGGGAGGGCACCGGAGGAUCGGGGACCGGCCAGGUGCACCCGACAGUCUCGAACCCCUUUGGGAUCAAUGCGGCUAGCCUGGGGUCAGGAAUGUUCAACAGCCCAGAAAUGCAGGCGCUCCUGCAGCAGAUCUCUGAGAACCCCCAGCUGAUGCAGAGUGUGCUCUCUGCCCCCUACAUGCGUAGCAUGGUGCAGAUGCUCGCCCAGAACCCCGACUUUGCUGCUCAGAUGAUGGUGAAUGUGCCACUUUUCGCGGGGAACCCGCAACUGCAGGAACACCUCCGUCUUCAGCUCCCUGUCUUUCUGCAGCAGAUGCAGAACCCGGAGUCACUGUCCAUCCUCACGAACCCUCGCGCCAUGCAGGCCUUGCUGCAGAUCCAGCAGGGUCUGCAGACUCUGCAGACCGAGGCCCCUGGGCUGGUACCCAGCCUUGGCUCCUUUGGCAUGUCCCGGACUCCAGCACCCUCAGCAGGCAACAACUCUGGGUCUGCGGCCGAGGGCCCCACCUCCUCCUCACCAGGCAUGCCAGCCUCAUCUCCUCCCACAGGGCCUUCCAGUGCCCAGCAGCAGCUCAUGCAGCAGAUGAUCCAGCUUUUGGCUGGAAGUGGAAGCUCACAGGUGCCGGUGCCAGAAGUGAGAUUUCAGCAGCAGCUGGAGCAGCUCAACUCUAUGGGCUUUGUCAACCGCGAGGCCAACCUACAGGCCCUGAUUGCCACGGGAGGGGACAUCAACGCGGCGAUUGAGAGACUUCUGGGCUCCCAGCUCUCCUGAUCCCUUGCCCAUGCCUCCUGCCUUCCCCCCACCUUUGGUUCCUCUGUCAAGCUCCACCUCUGCAGCCUGUCCUUCUGUCUUCUUUCUAGCCGCCCACGAGCAGCAGGGUGACCUUAGAGGCAUGGGCCCUGACCACUCCGGUCUGCCCCAGAAUGGUGAUUUUACUGCUGGGUCAAAGAAUCUUCUCUCCUGGUUCUCCUCAAGCAGAGCUAUGGAAGCAGUUUUCAGUUAGGUCACUUGGCCCACCUCCUUGCCACACCUGCCUUUGUAAUAAGCAGGCUUCUCUUUGGGGUUGCAGUGAAAGAACUUCCCAGUUGUUCCCCCCUCAACACACAUACACACCUGGCACCUGGUCUACUGGAACAGUCUUCCAUAGGUACCACUAGGGUUAGGGUCUAGCUUGCCGUAUACUUACACUCGGUAACUCUUCCCCCCCCCCUUUCCCCCUCCUCCAUCCAUGCCCAGACAGUGCUAGAAUUCUCCCUCCCCUCUGCAGGUGGAAGUAGACUGUGACUUUUGCCUCAGCCCCUCUUCCGGUUCAUCUAGCGCUUGUUCACGGGCUCUGUUGAGGCUCUAAGGCAAGGAGGAAGACGCCUGUUCUUGUCCAGAGAGGAAGAUGAGACAGCGCUCUGGGCAGAAGUUAACAAGAACAGAGCAGUGGAGACUGGUGAUGAAGAGGAAGCCUUCUUGGAGGAAGGGAAUGGGGGAGGCAGCCUGAUCUGAGGGCUUGGGAGCUGGAAGUGACAGGGGUACAGGUGCACCAAUAGCUUUUAGCCUGGAAAAUCUAGGCCCAGGCCUGUCGAAGAGAAGGAGAGAGACUGAUGGAGUUUGAAUUAAGAAACGGGUUCAAUGAACCUGCACAGUCUGAGCCACACGGAUGGCUCCAUUUCCUCCGCGUGCAUGCACACGUUUCCACAGACCCAGGACCUGCCUGUCUCCAGGCCCCGGAAAUAUGAGCCCCGCCCCCACAGACGCUAAAAGCGGGCUUGGGAUUUACGUGAGCAGUGUGGUGACGUGUGUGCACACGCGUGUGUCGUAUGGGUAUGCACACAUGCAAGAUAGGGUGGUGUGCCAGGUUCCUUGAUUUCUGGUUCAGAGCUCAGCAGGGACAAGUGAGUCCAAGGAUCAGACUCCAGCAGGAAUAUGCUCGUUGGAAGAGCCGAAUCCCAGGCCACUGGGUGCUGAGUAGCAGAAGGCAGUGCGGGCAGCUCUUCUGACACCACCGGCUCUUGACGCCCCUGCCACCCAGCUGCUCUGGUGGAAUAACCGGAUCCUCCCCCGACAGCCCCUAACCUCAGUGCUUCACUGUUCCCCUCCGCUAGAAAGUUCUACGUGAAGAAAGGAAGGGGAGAGUGGCCGUGACGUUUUCAGUAUAGAAUUGGACAUUGCUCUCUGUUGAAGCAUGGAGAGCUCUUACUGCUCCCGUGUGCUCGGCUACUUGGGGGACCCCUGGUGAGCGUGCAGAGGGGAGGGUAGAAUCACCUUCCAGUCGGGAAAGGGUCCCACGCUGUCCAGAGACGUCUGCCUUUCCCUUUCCUACCUCCCCCUGCUCCCCCACUCUGGCCUUUGUAAAUAAACGGUGUGAUCAUG
Messenger RNA from Jaculus jaculus (lesser Egyptian jerboa), 3418 nucleotides. It is a transcript of the gene Ubqln4, whose product is annotated as ubiquilin 4. The transcript is spliced from 11 exons. Bases 20 to 1828 code for a protein of 602 amino acids. Gene Ontology annotation, cellular component: cytosol. Gene Ontology annotation, biological process: ubiquitin-dependent protein catabolic process. NCBI's taxonomy places the organism in Eukaryota, Metazoa, Chordata, Mammalia, Rodentia, Dipodidae. Gene Ontology annotation, molecular function: polyubiquitin modification-dependent protein binding. The record is from RefSeq and is a predicted model, not a curated record.